Messenger RNA from Cotesia congregata, 858 nucleotides. NCBI's taxonomy places the organism in Eukaryota, Metazoa, Arthropoda, Insecta, Hymenoptera, Braconidae. The record is from the annotation of a GenBank genome assembly.
AUGCUUUCAUUAACUAAUUCAUUAUCAGUUUCUGAUAAUUUUUCUUAUUUGGAUAUAACACCUUUUACGAAAGUACAAUCAUCGGAUGAAUUAUUUUUUAAAUCGCUAAGAACGGAUGACAUAUCGACAAGUUGUACUUUACAGUCAGUCAACACAUGUGAAAAUAUAACAAAUGUUGAAAAAUUACAUCUUGAUGACUCAACAGAAUUGUUAUUAAAAGAUAUUGUAAAAACCAUUAGUCAGUAUCAAUUUCUUCAAGAACUAUCUUUAUCUUAUUCUUUGCUCAGUGAUGAACUACUCACAGCAUUAUCGUGUGAUGAUCAAAUAAAUCUCAAAACAAUGAAAAUUGAAGUUUACCCUGAUGAAAAACCACUACCACACAUUAGCGAUAAAACGUGGCUUACAUUAGAAAAUCAUUUACCUGAUCUUAAUGUUGUCUUAACGUCGUAUUUAUCAGAUGAAGAUAAUUGUAAUGAUUUUCUUAUAACACCAAUUCCAGUUACUCAUUUAUUUCUUAGUGGAUCCCCGCCUGAAAUAACUGUUGGCAGAAUUAGUAAAUGCUGCACGCGACUUGUAGAACUUAUUAUUAGUUCGUAUAAUUUUGGCCUUAUUGACGAACCAUUAAUUGCUGCUGCUAAAGGAUGUCCAAAAUUAUCAGCUAUAAGCCUUGGAGACUGUGAAUUAACAUGUUCUGGUCUCGUGGAAUUCGUUGGGAUUUGUAAAGAACGUCUUCAAAUACUUUUGAUAUGGGAAACAUCCCUUAUGGAAGAUUCAAAUUUAAAUGUAGAUGAAGCAGCUUCCCAAGUUUCAUGUCUUCUAGGUCGACCAUGGAUACCAGAGAGCAUUCCAUUUUGGUAG